Messenger RNA from Xiphias gladius (swordfish), 2221 nucleotides. It is a transcript of the gene gfra3, whose product is annotated as GDNF family receptor alpha 3. Gene Ontology annotation, biological process: nervous system development. The record is from RefSeq and is a predicted model, not a curated record. Gene Ontology annotation, molecular function: signaling receptor activity. Gene Ontology annotation, cellular component: external side of plasma membrane; signaling receptor complex. The transcript has 8 exons. NCBI's taxonomy places the organism in Eukaryota, Metazoa, Chordata, Actinopteri, Istiophoriformes, Xiphiidae. The coding region runs from base 1 to 1362 and encodes 453 amino acids.
AUGAUUCUGUUCGGGACUGUGCUAGUUCUUUUCUUCACAGAUGCGUUGCCAUCCGCAGCACCCAUCUUCCCCUUCCUACCAUCGUCCACCGACUGUGUUGAAGCUCAUCGGGUGUGCUCUGCCGACUCCCAGUGUGAGGCAUUGUACAGGGGCUUGGAGCUGUGUGGGGCUGACGCAGCGGUGUCCCCCCUAGGGGAGCAGGCGGCAGCUGAGUGCCUGGAAAGACAGGAUGCUCUGCUGGCCAAACACCCCGCUCUGUUGGCCUGCAAGUGCCAGCGUGGCUUUCGUAAGGAGGAGCAGUGCCUGCGCAUAUACUGGAGGGUGCGCCUGCUGCCAGGGGAGGAUGAGCUGGAAAUAUCUCCCUAUGAUGACACACUAAUGGAUACUCGCAUGGCCUCCUUGGUAGCAGCCUCAUCUUUCAUGCAACUGGAUGGUGAGAACCAGUGUCUGAAAGCAGCACAGGACUGUGGCUUGUACGAAAAGUGUGGUUCCCUGCGAUCAGAGUAUGUCCUGGCCUGCACCAAGCGGAUUCCUGGGUCCAACCGAUGCAACCAGCAUAAGUGCCACCGUGCUCUCCGGCGCUUCCUGGAGCGGGUGCCUGAGGAGUACAGCCUGGGUGUCCUGUUCUGCCCCUGCACCAACACCCUGUGUGGUGAGAGGAGGAGGAAAACCAUCGUACCCUCCUGCUCCUACCAGGAGAUGGAGGAACUACAACCUAACUGCCUCCACCAGCAGAGUUUUUGUCGCCGAGACGACCUCUGCAGGUCCAGACUGGCUGAUUUCCUUAAUAACUGCCAGCCAUCUCCUCUGACGGCCAGCGGCUGUCUGAAAGACUCAGCAGGCCUCUGCCUCCGAGCCUACGCUGGACUCAUUGGUACCAUCAUGACGCCUAACUAUGUCAGUAACAGCUCUGCUGAUGUGUCACUGUCGUGCAACUGUGAAGGCAGCGGCAACCAGUGGCAGGACUGUCUGAGACUACAGCGGAUGUUCACUCACAACACCUGCCUGCGUAACUCGAUCAGUUGGAUGGGGAGUCCCAGCUCCCUGCCUGCAGACAUCACCCCCCCCCCUGCUCCCAGACCCUCCCCGUUGGUUCAGGAGGAUGAGCUGCUGAGCAACAACCACCUGCCUGAAUACAACAACAUUGUGGUGGAGAGCAAGGAAGAAGAGGAACUGAAACAGACAGAGGAAGAGGGUGAUGAAGUUGGCCAGUUUGACAUCAUCCCGCUGUACUCAGAGAGGGCAACUGUCUCCAACUUGGGCUCCUCUGGGACUGGGGUGGCUGCCUCCCUCAACACUGGCCCUGCUAAACCCAUACUACUGCUCCUUCUCCUCCUAUCUGCCUCCCUCAGCUGGGGGUAGAGCACGGGAUAUAGAGAACACACACACAAACACAAACACAUGCACAUGCAUACACUCACAUUAAAUGGACCCUUCAACAAUCCUGGACUGAUUGCUGUAAAUUAUAAGAAACACAGUGAAGAAAUGGACUUCACCUUUUGUCAGUAGCAUCCCUUCAAUUCUUCACUUCUAUCUUUUCUUCCUUCCUUCCCUCCUUUAAAAAUGGCACUUUGGUAAACAUGGUCUGACUGCAGCUGCAGUGGUGUAUUCUGACAGCACAGGAGACCUAGCUGUGGCAGAGCGUUCGCAUGCUACCAUCAAUCAAUGAGCAUUAUGUGGCUCCUACCAUAGGUCCAGAAAUAUUACUUUAGUUUAAGUGACUUGCUCAGUUGUUAGCAUGCAAAUAUUGGCAAUAUUAGAAGGUAUAUUGAGAUAAGUAGAGAAUAAGGUUAUGAUUGGAAUGUCUUAUAAUUUGCAGAAAUUAUUUAUUUGCCCAAAUAUUUUAGGGAAAGUGGAAUUAAGUAAAUACUGUAUAUCGCACUUCAAACUAAUUGGUUUCUGGAAAUGACAAUGAACAAGUAAAUGUGAAUACUGCUGAAAGACAUUAGACUCUCCUCCUUUCUCAGAAUAUAUUAUCCAUGAUACAGAUUCAAAUGGGAAAUAACAGAUCAUGCAGAGAAAAAUAUUUCUAUUGAAUAAAGAAAUUGUUAAUGUUUCUUUUAUUAAUCAGACCUACAGAUCAAGUUUUUUAAUUUGAUAGUGAAUAUGAAAAACAAAAUCUAAAACUUGUGAGUAAUAUGCUUGAAUCUACUGAAUCAAUUAUUUGUCUGUGCAUUUUGUUAUAAAACUGCAGUUAUGUUGUGAUGCAGUUUCAGAUCAG